UUUCUUUUCUUAUGUCUAUUUUUGUUUCUAUUUAUUCCCACUUCACAGCAUUUGUACUCCUUUAGUUACACAUCAGUAUUUCUAUGUGUGUGUGUGACUGAAAUGAAUAACCCUAUACUGUUGUUGAAAAGCAGCCAAUGCGUGUUUUGUUAAGGUGUGGAUGCAGUUUGCGGCACUAAUAAUUACUUUCCAACCUUUCCAAAAAAAAAACAACAACAAAAAAACACCUUGUUUAUGGCAAAGGUGUCUGCAGACUGUGGUGAGCUGGCAGUGGGAGUGAGAGAGAGGAAGAGAGACACUGGAAACACAAUCGCCUAAUCUUCUAAUGUACGUCGGCACUUUGAUGCAGUUGAAGGUGUUUUCAGGCGGGACAAGGGUUGGACAUUACCUCACUCUGAGCGCUUUCCGCGGGAGAGAAACGAGCGAGUAAUUAGCUGAUUACAGGCCCGUCAGAUGCAGCUCUGCCUCCAUCCAAUCCCUGCUCAUGCUGCUCGUGCAGGACGGCCUUCAGUCAGUGUGUCAGCAAUGGGGAGGAGAAGGAUGGAGACACACACACAUACGCACGGUACUAGGUUAAAUUAAGAUUAAAGAGCAGGAGGGACGCGAUGCUGCUGAGUGACACGUGCGGAUUCAAGGAAGCGCGCAUGCAAAAUAGUUUUUUUUUUAAAAAUAAAUGAGUAUAAUAAUAUGUCUUUUUAAGCAUUUUACAGCUUUAUUUUAAGCUGAUCCAUGUGGGCUUUUAUGAAAUAAUAAGGACAAGAGCAGAGUUUGUGUUUUGAGGCUCCGCUCUCUGCGCGCUGACGCACGGCACAGGUGUGCGCACCCGUCCAGCCCUUUGAAGCCGCCAUGGAGAAAUCCAAAAACUUCAGAAUCGACGCCCUGCUCGCGGAUGAGACCAACCGGUGCGGCAGAGACCUCUCCCCGGGUCAGAGCAGCGACAGCCCCGCGGGCAGUCCGCUCUCCUGCCGCCGCGCGGACACCCCGUCCCCGCGCGCAACGCAACUCCAGAACGGAAUAAUCCCCAAAGCGGGCCUCCUCAGUCUCCCGCAUCCAGGACUCGCGUCACUACAACAGGGCGCCAUCCACGGCAUGUACCCGGCACCCAUGUAUCCACUGUCGGCGCUGAGUGCUGCAGGCCAGCACCCCGCCUUCACCUACACCGGUUUCACGCAGCUGACGCAGAGUUACCCGGAUCACCUGAAGGCUGCGGCCAUGGCUGGACAUUUGCCGCUGGAGCACUGGAUCCGCGCGGGCAUCAUGAUGCCACGACUGCCGGACUACAGCACAGGCCCUCAGUCCGGUCUGCUGGGAAAGUGUCGGAGGCCUCGCACGGCGUUCACCAGUCAGCAGCUGCUGGAGCUGGAGAACCAGUUCAAACUCAACAAGUACCUGUCCAGACCCAAGCGCUUCGAAGUGGCCACCUCGCUCAUGCUGACUGAAACACAGGUGAAGAUCUGGUUCCAGAAUCGCAGGAUGAAGUGGAAGCGCAGCCGGAAGGCGAAGGAGCAGGCCAGCGCGUCAGCUCAGUCUGACGCCGAGCGACUGCGCAGCGGAGGAAAGACUGCCAAGGACAAAUCUGCCGAGAGCAGGCGAGCUCCCAGUCCUGAUGACGGCGGGAUAAACCUCGACAUGGAGGACGGGGAAGAGGAGGAGGAGGAGGAAGAGGAGGAGGACGAGGACGAGGAGGAGGAGGAGGAAGAGGCGGGAGGCAGGCACGCUUUCCCCGUUGCCAUGGGCAACGGCGUGGGGAUGCCUCGACCCACAGACUUCUUGCAGCGCGGCACAGAGGUCGGCUACAAUCCCCACAGCCCUUUCUCUGACGAGGAGCUGGACGGAGUGCAAGUGGGAGCAGGCGACAGGAAGAUUGGAGCUGGACUGUGAGGACGGAGACAUUGCGCUGGGACACUGGGACACUGGGACAGUGGGACUCACUUCCAAAACUGUGAAUGUGACACCAAACACACACACAGGACUGUGGUACAAAUAUAUUGUGUACAUUUCAUAGCAUGCUAAAAA
This is a messenger RNA of Solea senegalensis (Senegalese sole), 2016 nucleotides long. It is a transcript of the gene mnx2b, whose product is annotated as motor neuron and pancreas homeobox 2b. The record is from RefSeq and is a predicted model, not a curated record. Gene Ontology annotation, molecular function: DNA-binding transcription factor activity, RNA polymerase II-specific; sequence-specific double-stranded DNA binding. The coding region runs from base 847 to 1881 and encodes 344 amino acids. Gene Ontology annotation, biological process: central nervous system development; neuron projection morphogenesis; regulation of DNA-templated transcription. NCBI's taxonomy places the organism in Eukaryota, Metazoa, Chordata, Actinopteri, Pleuronectiformes, Soleidae. The transcript has 3 exons. Gene Ontology annotation, cellular component: nucleus.